AUGGCAAACGAAGAACCCAAGGCAGGAGAUAUCAAUCCAGGUCGGCUGCCUGCUGAUUCAAAAGCCUACCGUCGGAAGAGAGCAGAGAUCGUCAAAGCAAGCAGAAAAAGGGAUGUUGGGCUGUUAGCUAAGCUCGCCACCUCUGAAGGAGGCUUGCUGGAAGAUGACAUACGAAAACAAGUUUGGCCAAUUCUUCAGGGAUAUGUACGUGCUACCCACACACUGGAACUUCCGCCACUGUCUGAGUUGCCAUGCCACGGCGACGAGGAUCAAGUCAAACUAGACGUGGAUAGAUCAUUUGUCUAUUACCCCAACUAUAAGACAGAGAAACAUCUCAAGGAUAAAAGAGAUGAACUACUUGACUUGAUCGUAUCAGUAUUGCGGCGAAACCCUAUGCUUUGCUAUUUCCAAGGAUACCAUGACAUUGCCCAGGUCCUACUCCUCGUUCUUGACCGUAAACAUGCCUAUCAAGCUCUGGAACAUAUCUCUCUCUUUCGCAUAAGAGACUAUAUGCUUCCAUCUCUCUCCCCCGCACUUACACAUCUUCAACUACUACCCGCUAUCAUCACAUCCGUAGACCAGAAACUUGGCCAACAUUUAUCCGGCACCAAACCAUUUUUUGCCCUUGCUGCCACCCUAACGCUUUACGCACAUGACAUCGAAGAGUACACUCACAUUGCCCGACUCUACGACUUCAUCCUCGCCCAUGAGCCGGUUGUAUCAAUAUACCUGUUUGCUACCAUUAUUCUCUCAAGAAAAGACGAAUUGUACGAUAUUCCUCAGGAUGAGCCUGAGAUGUUUCAUGGCGUCCUGUCAAAACUACCCCGCCCACUGGACCUCGAGACCCUGAUCUCGAAUACGGUACGGAUAUACCAAGACCAUCCGCCUGAGAAGCUCCCCUGUGGUGCGUGGAAAUCUAUACCCUCCUACAGUGUCCUUAAAACGCUGAGAAACCCUGGCUUGCAGUCAACUUCGGAUCAAGCAAGGGGCUACUUUCAUCAGCAGAUCCGGGGCCUGCAGCGGGCAAAGAUGCGUAAAGAUGCAGUAUUGCUUAUUCGAAAGCACUCUUUUUCCAUCAAGCUUGUUGGUGCCACAGUUGCUGUCGGGAUCCUUUCAUACUGGAUGAUGAAGCGAGAUCCUGACCUUGUAAAGCAUCUCUGGCGUUAUCUAGAACCUCUAAAGACUACCUUGGGGUUAUGA
Trichophyton rubrum CBS 118892 is the source of this 1200-nucleotide messenger RNA. Its product is annotated as GTPase-activating protein GYP8. Gene Ontology annotation, biological process: positive regulation of GTPase activity; endoplasmic reticulum to Golgi vesicle-mediated transport. The record is from RefSeq and is a predicted model, not a curated record. Bases 1 to 1200 code for a protein of 399 amino acids. Gene Ontology annotation, cellular component: endoplasmic reticulum membrane. Gene Ontology annotation, molecular function: GTPase activator activity. Lineage: Eukaryota; Fungi; Ascomycota; Eurotiomycetes; Onygenales; Arthrodermataceae. The transcript is spliced from 3 exons.